AUAAAGUGUUAUCACCAUAUCUAAUCUGAUUUUAUACCGACUCGCUUAUCGUAUUUGCUCUUUUGCUGAAGUGCACACACAAUACUUUCACAACAGUUUCCCAACAGCAUGAGUAAUUUUGAUUGCAAAAUACGACAACAACAAAAUGGGGACUCAUUUGCUCUGGAUUGAAAAUUGUACAUAUCUUUGUGUAGAUGAUUGAUGAUGUUUUUCAUCAAUCCAGAAGAAGAAGAAAUCGAGUCUGAAUUCAGAUAAAUUACAAGAAAUUGUUCGUAUACCUACGUUAAAUCGAUUGAGUCACCACAUUAGUCGGUGCACAAUGUCACGCCUAUUGACGUAUGUCGUCACUUUUGUGCUGAUCUCCAGUGCACGGGAAAUUCAAAGCCAAGAAAAUGCACAGACCCGGAUACCAGAGUCCCUUGAAGAAUGCUACCGAAAUGCGGAUAUUUAUGAAAGAGAUAACCGUUUACCAGCUACAAUUAACACAUUGAUUGAGCUAAUACGAAAAAUUGAAGACUCACCCGAUUAUACGAGCGAUUUGCGUACAGUUGCAGUCGGACUAUUGCAUCGAUUCCGCAUGGAUGGAAUUAAACACGCUUCUGGGAAUGUCCAUCCGACCGUCUUACCAUUUAGUCCGUCGGAAUAUCAAUUUUCGAAGCAUCGUUUGUUAUUGUCACGUUUGAUUCCAGGCAAUGCACAUAAUUUCCCGAACAAUAGUUUAUCGGCCGUUGAAAGGUGCACAUUGCAUUUCCUUUUAUCAAGUUCAAUUGAUACACAAGUCAGAGGAGAUGAAUCAACGAGAUGUGGACAGUUAGCACAAUUUCGAUCGUCGAGAUUUUUCCAUCCAUUCGAGUUGGCCAGGAAAAAGCGUUAUAGUCAGAUGCCCCGAAAUAAUUAUUUAUGUGACAUUGAAAUGAUGUCUGAUAUGCAUGAUCAAAGACGAUGCCAACGCUAUAGAAAACAGCCUCGGCCAAGAACCACCACUCAACGAACAUACGAAGAAGACGACGAAAAUACGGAAGAUGACAUUGGAGAUUUUCCAGAAGAAGAAUUUCCAUACGACAUUAACCCCUCCGGACGAGGUUUGAUCGAAAUAGCGAAUAACGCGGUGAGUCAGUGUCCAGUUGAAAAUGGUGUAAUCAGAACAACUUGGGGAGCCGUAGCUGCUGGACCCCUAAUUGCAGGAAUUGCUGCUGGUUUAGUGCAGCAAAAUGUGGCCACUCGUGAAUUAUUGUUACUGACAAGAAACUAUGCCCGCCACAACCAUCAUCAACAUCAAGUCCAACUGAAUGUAGACAAUCGAUGGGCGGCAACUUUGAGCGGAGAUCUGUCUGAAGUAACACUUUUGCAAGGUCCAAUGAGUCGGGAUAUCAGUGUGGGUGCAUCUGGUGCAUGGAAUUCGACAACCGUUCCCCAUUGGUAUUUCCUAUCACAACGUGAACGUCUUGAAAUGACUGAUGCAGAAAUUCGUGGAGGAAUCGAUGGAUUAGUCAUGGGCCUAAAUAUUGCCGAAUGGCGAAAACAAAUUUCGCAGAUACGACUUAGUCAACUGCUUGAUAUGUACUAUUCGAAUCGUGGCAUUUUAUCUUCAAGUUUCCGAUCGUGCAACCGACGAGAGCUCUUUACAAAAAUUGUUCAACCGAAUCAGCUGCAGGCACAAACGAUAGCAUUCAGUACUGUUCUGGAUCGUGAGAUGCAACUGAUUGUCACUCUUUCGAAUAAGAAUAUCGAGCAAUUUUCGACAGCUGCAACCGAAGCUUUAAACUCAUAUGUCGAAAAUGGACUGAAUGAUGUGACUUGCGAUGCUACAUCGGCAUUAAAUUCAGGUGGUGAGAGAACUGCAACUGAUUUGCACAUUUUUGUCGAAACAACUUGGCAAUUUAUUGAAGUUCAGCCGGCAAUUAUCACCCUCCUGGAUAAUCUCGAUGUUAACCGGUUUGGAACAAGAUUUACAUUGUAUAACGCCAACGAUGCGUCCGUAAUAGUGAACACGACAUCAAAUCUUUCUGAUUUGUCAAUGCAAUGGAACGUAACAAUUCAUGCAAAUCAGCCCUCGGGUUUUAAUUUAGCCGCAAUUGUUAAACAGCUACGCGCUAUUGGUACCAAUCUAAUCAAUGAGGAACAUUCGCAAUCACAAGCUGUCGGACGUUCAUUUGUCGCUCUGGUCAUCCCACAAUUGUCGCCCGUCAAUGAGGCUGAUAGCAACUAUGUGCUUGAACAACUAGUUACUCUACGUGAAAAUCAACCGGACCUUACGUUAUUAUUUUGGGCUGGCGGAUCGGUUGGCCGCUUCCAAGGAUUUGUGGUCAACCAACAACGAGAUCUUUUCGAAUUGAGAGCACUUAGCUCCAGCGGUGGUGCCGAAGCAAGUCAACAAGUCCUUGCUUACACAUUGCCUGUCAUUCAACGCAUUCAAUCUGUGCCAAGGAGAAUAGCGAACCCACGCUGCACCACGGAUGGAUGGACAUGGGCCCAAAGCGACUGGGGCACUAAUGCCCUCGAACGAUUCGUUGAACCAUCCAAUGUGCCUACUUUCUACCGUUUGCAUCCCAACUAUUUCUAUCGUUCUGGUGGUUGGAUUCGCAUCAAGAGUCUUUAUCAAUCACAAAUCAUCGUUUGCACCUCACGAAGUCAAGAAUACCCCAAGUUUAGUAACUCAACGCAAUCAAAUGAAAAUGUGGAUUGUCGGCAAUUGCCGCCAAACGAUAACUACAAUUAUGACCUUACAAAUGCUUGUGAAGGACAUUAUCUUAUACAAAAUUGUCCACCCGUUUAUAUAUCGGUUCAAUCCGCUCCACAGGAGACUCAAAAUAACUAUCAAUGCACUGAAUUGGGUUGCCGUUUUCCCGACGAAACUAAAUUCAGCAUAACCCUCGAAAAUUUGGGUUGUUACAGCAGCACAUCGAGAACAAUGUGCCAAUUGACAGUUUUGGUGUUCAUCAUUUUCAUUCCCAUUUUCAUCCAGAAAUUUAGACUAGUCUAAGCUCAGCGCAAUACGAAUGACAAAUUCGAAUCAACUUCCUUUUUUUACAAAAAAUACAUUUUCUAGACAUUUACAGAUAUUCACAUGUUAUUAAGCCCUCUUUUUCCAUGAAUAAAAGAUAAUAAUGAAGCUAUUUCCACUAAAAAGUGGACUUUCAACACAACAACCAAA
Sitodiplosis mosellana (orange wheat blossom midge) is the source of this 3154-nucleotide messenger RNA. RefSeq lists its product as uncharacterized. NCBI's taxonomy places the organism in Eukaryota, Metazoa, Arthropoda, Insecta, Diptera, Cecidomyiidae. The record is from RefSeq and is a predicted model, not a curated record. The transcript has 9 exons. Bases 320 to 2983 code for a protein of 887 amino acids.